Conger conger (European conger) is the source of this 4644-nucleotide messenger RNA. It is a transcript of the gene tprn, whose product is annotated as taperin. NCBI's taxonomy places the organism in Eukaryota, Metazoa, Chordata, Actinopteri, Anguilliformes, Congridae. Bases 207 to 2693 code for a protein of 828 amino acids. The transcript has 4 exons. Gene Ontology annotation, molecular function: phosphatase binding. The record is from RefSeq and is a predicted model, not a curated record.
CAGGUGCAGAGGGCGUAGUCGUAGCAGCGCUGAGGCAGACGGCGGAGGGAGAGCGCAAGAAAGACAGACGGAGACGACGGGGGGGAUGUGCGCCUGUUUGUAGUACAUAGCGCUGCAGGUACAGCGACAGACGGCGGAUUGUGCGUUCCGUUCCAGCCCUGGAACACCAUCCCCCAAAUUCCGGAGAUACCCCCCUUCCCCCUGCAAUGUCUGGCGGUGAAGUGCGGGUUAUCCGCCGAGAGGCUGGACAGGAGAGCCCGAGGAUGCCGGCCUGGAAGAGAGAGAUCUUGGAGCGGAGGAAAGCGAAAGGCGGCGGGGCUGGAGCAGGUGCGGCGGAGCCGUCCUCCAGCGCAUCCGCGACCCGGCUCAAUGGAGAGGUAACGGGAGAGAGCAGCGCCUCCAAAAACAAAGAGAGUGUUCCCAGCGCCAGUUCAAGCAGGAACUAUACCAUCACUCCGGCAAGCCAGCAUUUCGCUGGGAAGCGUGGCAGCGCCUCCGCCUCCCCGGAGCUCUCCCCAGUGAAAUCAAACAAAGACCCGUGGAUUACUAACGACAUUCUCGACGCAGAGAAAACCGGUAGAGGACGUGGGGGAGAAGAGAGCCUGGUGCUGCAGGACAGUCUCGGCCCGUUACAGGAGAACCCCUUCAUUAAACUGGAGAAGGAGCGUAAAAGGCGACAGGAUCGCGAGAGCGCCACCCGGCCGGUUCAGCAUAUACUGGAGCUUUACGGCAGUGUUCCGGGCAUCCGGACUAUCCGUGCGGAGAAUAUAAUUAUCAUAGAGUCGGACCCAGGUUAUUUCCCGGAUGGUGGCGGAAUUAAAAGCGGGGCGAAGCUGCAACAGAACGGCACCGUGAGCAGCUACAGUUCCCUGAGUGACCUGGUAGACCGGAGAGGCAGUGGUGUAACCGAGAUCCGCGCAAAGGAGGUGGUCAUUUAUGAUUCAGCACUGAGCCGCAGCGAGGAGAACCUGAGCACGCUGGGUCGGCCCGGUUCUGACGGUGCACUGGACCUCGGGCAGGGCCAGGGCCGGGUGAGCCGCAUGCUGCAGAAAUUCGACCGCAAUUAUGGGCGGCUUCAGCCCAAGUCGCGCAGCACAGAGAACCUGCUGGAGCUGGAGACCGGCCCGCUGAGGCCGCGGCUGCGACCCAAACCGCAGCCAGAUCAGGUGCCAAAGUCCGCCACCCCGCCCCUCCACCGCUCGCCGGCACACAGCCCGGACCGCGUGGAGCCCGGCUCAGUCUUCCAGAGCGCCCUGUCUUCCACGCCCCUCUCUGACGCCUCUCUGGAGGGGCAGGAGAGGGGCGCCUCGCCCGCCGGGUCCCCCCAGUCCGUGUCUUCCUACCGGCGCCAUUUUGAGAAGAGCGGGGGGCGCAGCGUGCGGGUGGACCCUAGAGAAGGGGCCGAGAGGUUCCAGGCCCGGCCGCUCAGGCUGAGGGACUGGCGGGGCCCGGAGGACUCCUCCUGUCCCAGGGUGCCGAGUUCUCCGGAGCGGCACUGGGCCGGCGCCGUGUCCCCGAGCGGCUCGUCUUCGCCGCCCUCCCCCGGGUUCGAGAUCCGGCCCUCGCCCCGGCCCGACCUGUCGGCGCUGCCCGCGGGGGACCUCCAGGCGCGCGCGCUGGCCAACCUGCGCCUGCAGUCCCGCAACUCCUUCACCGUCAUCCCCCGCCGCCGCUCAGCCACCAGCCCCGCCCAGUCCCCGACCCCGCCCGCCACAGCCGUGCCAACGCCCCCCUCCGCCCAGGCUCCGCCCACGCCGCCUACCGCCAAGAAGCAAGAGCGCGAAACUGCCAAAACCGAGCCUCCCAAAACUGAGCCUCCCAAACUGGAGCCUCCCAAACCAGACACCCCCUCUGAACCGGACACCCCCCCAGCUCCCGUGUCCUCGUCGCUGCCCUCGGAGCCCCACCCACCCACCCCCUCUGUGGGGUCUUUGCCCGAAGCAGCCCCCCCCGCGGGUGACCACCUGCCCAUCACAAACAUCGACGACAUCGAGCUGGAGCCCCGGCCGCCCGGCCCCAGCCCCAUGGUUCAGAGGCGCUCGGGGAACACCUUCACCGUGGUGCCCAAACGCAGGGCCGAGCCCCAGCCUGACCCCCAGGCCGGUCCCCCCGAGCCCCCGGACCCGGGCCCUCAGGCCGCCUCCACGCCCCCCCAGGCCCCCUACGCCCAGCUGGGCUCCCUGCUGAAGAAGCGCUACCCCGCUGUGGACGAGAUCGAGGUGAUCGGAGGGUACCUGUCGCUCGGCCGCUCCUGCCUGUCCAGGGUGGGCUCCAGCGGGAAGAAGCUGAACAUCUCCUUUAACGAGUCGGCGCUGUCGAGCACCUUCGAGUACCCUUCGGAGAGCAGCCUCUGGGACAGCGAGGAUGAGGAGCGGGAUGGGGAGGAAGAGGAGGACACGAGGCGGGGGGAAGAGGAGCGGACCGUCGGGGGGCGCAUGCUCAUUCCCCGGGCCAGCUACACCCCGACAAACAGCACCCCAAACGCCGGCACCAACAGCAGCGAUCUGUCCAGUUACACUCCCAAGAACUCUGUAGAUUUCAGCGCCUGGCAGGAACACAAACUUGAUGACCCCUCGUUCCCGGGGGACUCAAAUGCCCAAGGCACAGGGGGGUCUUCAGAGGAAGUGAUGCUCACCCCGGCUGACAGCUCCUCCCGGUCCGAUUUCAGCAGUGAACCGGCGCUCUACUUCUGACCGCAGUGGGACCACACUGGACCGCAGAACCACUUGCCUGCCAGGACUGCUCAUCCUGACCCACAGUGCCACGGGACCAAAACACCCAGCAGUAUAGGACAGGAGUAAUCUGUCCCAACAGAACCUCCGAGUCACACUCCAUUAACAUUCAGAUCCAUCAGAACCACACUGAUUACUGCCGGAACCAGAACACAAACCCUCUCCUCAUCACCCAAGCCCAAAAAAAACCCCAACGAGCUGGACUGCCCCUCCCGCCCACCCCACCCCCACCGUUACCCCACCUCCACCGUUACCCAGCAUGCACCAGUCCCUGUUAGUGGCUGCCAGAGUAACUGUAUCCAGCACUGCCUGCCCUCUUUAAACCAGACACUCCCUGAGAAUCUUUCUCAGAUACACCACCUCUCCUCUAGAGAGCCACUCUCUCCUCAGUGUCGCUGCAGAGGUGGGGGCGUUAUGGAAAGUGAAGUGACCAAAUUCCCGUCCGGAAUCCCGGAAUGCACCCCAGCGGUCCUGCAUGGCGGGAGGAGAAACAGAAGGAGAACACUUUGACUUUUCUUGUGAAAGGGUGCCACAGUCCUCUUCUCUUUGUGCUGUUCUUUCCUACCUGCAUGUUCUGAUGUCGUGUUUUAUUUUUCACAGACCCUGUCCCCAAAAAGCUAUACCCUCCUGUCGGUUAUUAUUCUUUCACGUCACAAUAUGCUGUAUUUCAUGAGCAGGUUUGUCCUGGAGGGCCCUGGUCCAUGGGGGGGUUAUGGGGGUGGGUUACCUAAAUCACAGUUAAAAGGACCUGGCCACAGUUAAAAGUCCUCCUUCAGUGGAAAUAGAGUUGCUGACACCAUUAGAACAGUCAGGUUUAGUGUCCCUAAAUGUUAGCGUGGGGGACUCCUGACAAAAACAGCUUUACCAUAGCAUACUGUAUAUGUGUGCUUACUCUCUCACUGAACGUGUCGGCAAAGCCCAGUAUAUUCCAAUUAUUCCACGGUACCUGCAUGUCAGCAACAUGCUGGAGUGUAAUGAGUAACAUAAGUGUUCAAAGCAGAGGUUUCUGCACGCAGGCACAACAUUUUAUGGAAAUCGGCAGGCAGAAAUGAAUGUCCUUUUUAAAAUAAUGCUUGAGAUUGGAAAAUGAUCAGGCCUGAGAUCUGCUGGACUGGACUGAUCCGGGAACCCAAACCAGGUCCUACUACACCACUGCUGGAGUAUACAGCCUCCCGAGGUCCGGACUCCCGAGAAAUCCGAUCCAUUGUGCAACUGACAAAACGCAAGGCCCAGACACCACAGCCCAGUGCGGCCCGGUUUUGAUUGUAAACCUUCAUGCUCAUUCGGAACAAAGUGCAUUUGGCCCCUACAGGACAUGAGCCUGCUGUCAGUUGGCUGAAACCCUUUCUAAAAUGGCUGAAACUGCUGUAGGCAGGAAGGCAGAAGGCGCAAUCCUGCUGGUGUUCUCGUUUUUUCGUCAGUGUUGUUCGUUGAAACUGUUUUGCCUGUUUAGAACUCGUCCUCCGGAGCGGUCCAGAGGAACCGAGCCGGUCUCUCUGCGCAUGAGUGGGAUGCAGAGAGGACCGCUGAACAUUUACGCUCAGGCAGAACGUCGCUGCUGAAGGACCACCACUCUCCUCUGUUGUGGACUCUCGAACACGAUGCCAAGUGAUUCUUACAUGACUAUUGACUGCUCUGUUGGCUGCUACCAACAUCCUCACCAUCAUCAUCAGCAUCAUCAUCAUCCAUUGAUCAGUAUUGUUGUGGCUCCGGGAUGCUGUUCUCUCAAAUAACAAAUCAAAAACUCUGAUGCAUCUUUUUUUAUCAGUGCUAUUUUCAUAUCUGCGAGCCAGCAUAUGGGUUUUCAACUCCUGUGGGAAAAUAGCUUGCCGGGAUUACUGAGACCGCCUCUGUGUGUGGUCUAAAGAACUGGCAGAAAAAAAGAUGCAUCAGGAGGUGACAUCAUCCAGAG